This is a messenger RNA of Protopolystoma xenopodis, 984 nucleotides long. NCBI's taxonomy places the organism in Eukaryota, Metazoa, Platyhelminthes, Monogenea, Polystomatidea, Polystomatidae. The record is from the annotation of a GenBank genome assembly.
GUAAAUGAAAUACGUAUCCGGCCUGAUCCUCCUCUCAAUGGUCCUGGUGACCUUGUCGCGUGGUCUAUGGGUUUUCCUCCAAAUGGUACCAUUCCAUCAUCUAACCUUGACCACAGCUUUUUGAAUCCGUCCUAUAGCCUGCAGCAAAGACAGGAACAACACUAUUAUCAUCACCAUCAUCAUCACUAUCAUCACCAUCAUCAUCAUCACUAUACCCAUGAUUGUCAGGCUUCCAGUACGGUGCACUGGCCUUCCCCUACCCCUUCUUGCCCUGGACAAACAAGCUUGCAUGGCAUUAAUAGUCUCCCACCAGGCUUAGUAGACCUGGUUCAAGCCACGGCCAACAGUCUCUUUCAUAACCACCAAACAUCUGGGACCGUUUCGGCCCCUUCGAAUCGUGUAAACCACGUUGCAUCCCCAAUUGUCUCAAAUGGACUUGAGUCCUGCCUUGCCUCUGCUGAACAGCUUGCUACUGGUGGUGGUUCCUCUUCUCUUUCCCUCAACUCUAUUCAAUCUACUUUGUCCUCUGCCUCCAUACCCAUUAGCUCUGCAAAUGCUUCUGCCACUCUGCCUGAACCUUCCGUAAGAGGCCGUCGUGGUGCCCGAAGUCGAACAACUCUGGCUGCAGCUGGCAUAGAAGAUCAGCCAUCGUCCACUGCUGGUGGUGUAGAAGAAAUGUCUUGCAAUUCCUCGGUACAAUCUCCUGUUGCAUCUGGCUCAUCUAGCAAUCCUACCGCAUCGGUUGCCACUGUACCUGGCCUUUCCUCUGUUGGUAUUGGCAGUUGUGAUGAUUCUGUCCUGAUAGUGGACGCCGUAAAGUGGCGCCAGUUGGUGCGCGAUUUGAUAGCGAUACGAUCACGAAAUCUGGCCACUAGAUUCGUCCGUUAUCCGGUUGAUACUUGCUCUCGUCUUGAUCCUACGGGAUGGCGUGUUUUAAUUUCUCUAAAUAACAUCGACCACUUGGUGAGUAGCUUGGUCAUUUGA